AUGUUCAAGUUGGUGGUAUUGUCUGCUCUCCUCGCCGUAGCUGCUGCUGCUCCCCAUGUCGUCGAAACACCCGUAGUCUACUCUGCGCCCGCCGCCACCGUGGCCGUGCAGGAGCCAGUGCUCGCCAAAGUUGGCUCUGUGGUGAAGAGCGUACCAACCGCUGUCUCCCACCAGAGCUCCACCGUUGUGCACAGCUCGGCGGUCGCUGUUGAGGAUGUUGUGGCCCCUGCCGUUAAGACUACCUACUCCGCACCCGUUGUUGCCGCUGCUCCAGUUGUGGCCGCCGCUCCAGUUGUGAAGACUGUGGCUGCUGCCCCAGUUGUGCACCAAACCUAUGCCGCAGCUGCUCCAGUUGUGCACCAGACCUAUGCCGCAGCUGCUCCAGUUGUGCACCACACCUACGCUGCUGCUGCACCAGUUGUCCACUCCGCUCCUUUGGUGCACACCACCUAUGGCGCUGCUGUGGUUGCUGCCCCCGCUGCUGUUGCCGCUUCCUCUCCACUCACCUACACCGCUCACGGUUUGUGGUAA
Bactrocera tryoni is the source of this 531-nucleotide messenger RNA. Its product is annotated as larval/pupal cuticle protein H1C-like. The record is from RefSeq and is a predicted model, not a curated record. The transcript has 2 exons. Lineage: Eukaryota; Metazoa; Arthropoda; Insecta; Diptera; Tephritidae. Bases 1 to 531 code for a protein of 176 amino acids.